Microtus oregoni (creeping vole) is the source of this 2102-nucleotide messenger RNA. RefSeq names its product mitogen-activated protein kinase kinase 4 (gene Map2k4). The transcript is spliced from 12 exons. The record is from RefSeq and is a predicted model, not a curated record. Bases 575 to 1420 code for a protein of 281 amino acids. Gene Ontology annotation, molecular function: ATP binding; JUN kinase kinase activity. NCBI's taxonomy places the organism in Eukaryota, Metazoa, Chordata, Mammalia, Rodentia, Cricetidae. Gene Ontology annotation, biological process: protein phosphorylation; MAPK cascade.
AGAGAGAGAGAGAGAGAGAGAGAGAGAGAGAGAGAGCGCGAGCUCUGAGAGUAAAACAACUUUGAAGCAUUGUGUACAUCUUGGCUCUUGCUUAAAGACAAAAAGGAAAAAGUGAUUUGGAAAGGAGGAUCUGCUUGGUACCAAAGGGAGAGAAAUAGACUAGUCAGUUCCUGGCCAGUUUCCUUUGGACACCUGUGAAGAAUUCACUCAGCAGGAGACUUGAACUGUUGGAGAAGAUAUUGGACUCACUCUUCAAGUAUGAGGCCAUCUAAGCCAUCGAGCAUGGCCGUGUGGAACCAAGAAUUAUUAGAUUAAAGACUUAGGUCUCUAAAAAACCAGAGAUACUUGAGUUGAGGAUUCCAUUCAAGGCAGCGCUUUUGGCUAGAAUUGCUGUGGGUUUGAAUAUGUUUGGGGUUGUUGUCUGCCAGCCACUAUAUGAGAGAGACUGAGAACACACAGCAUUGAGUCAUCAGGAAAACUGAAGAUCUCCCCUGAACAACACUGGGAUUUCACUGCAGAGGACUUGAAAGACCUUGGAGAAAUUGGACGAGGAGCUUAUGGUUCUGUCAACAAAAUGGUCCACAAACCAAGUGGGCAGAUAAUGGCAGUUAAAAGAAUACGAUCAACUGUGGAUGAAAAAGAACAAAAACAACUUCUCAUGGAUUUGGAUGUAGUAAUGCGGAGUAGUGAUUGCCCAUACAUUGUUCAGUUCUAUGGUGCACUCUUCAGAGAGGGCGACUGUUGGAUCUGUAUGGAGCUCAUGUCUACCUCGUUCGAUAAGUUUUACAAAUAUGUAUAUAGUGUGUUAGAUGACGUUAUUCCGGAAGAGAUCUUAGGCAAAAUCACUUUAGCAACUGUGAAAGCACUAAACCACUUAAAAGAAAACUUGAAAAUUAUUCACAGAGAUAUCAAACCUUCCAAUAUUCUUCUGGACAGAAGCGGAAAUAUUAAGCUCUGUGAUUUCGGCAUCAGUGGACAACUUGUGGACUCCAUCGCCAAGACAAGAGAUGCUGGGUGUAGACCGUAUAUGGCACCUGAAAGAAUAGACCCAAGUGCAUCACGACAAGGGUAUGAUGUUCGCUCUGAUGUCUGGAGUUUGGGGAUCACAUUGUACGAGUUGGCCACAGGCCGGUUUCCUUAUCCAAAGUGGAAUAGUGUGUUUGAUCAGCUAACACAAGUGGUGAAAGGAGACCCUCCACAACUAAGUAAUUCCGAAGAAAGGGAAUUCUCCCCCAGUUUCAUCAACUUUGUCAACUUGUGCCUUACGAAGGACGAAUCCAAAAGGCCAAAGUAUAAAGAGCUUCUGAAACAUCCCUUUAUUUUGAUGUAUGAAGAACGUACUGUUGAGGUCGCAUGCUAUGUUUGUAAAAUCCUGGAUCAGAUGCCAGCUACUCCCAGCUCUCCCAUGUAUGUCGACUGAUACUGCUGCUACAUCAGACUUUAGAAAAAAGGGCUGAGAAGAAGCAAGACGUAAAGAGUUUUCAUCCUGUAUCACAGUGUUUUUAUUGCUCGCCCAGACACCAUGUGCAAUAAGAUUGGUGUUCGUUUCCAUCAUGUCUGUAUACUUCUGUCACCUAGAAUGUGCAUCCCUGUAAUACCUGACUGAUCACAGUGUUAGUGCUGGUCAGAGACCUCAUCCUGCUCUUUUGUGAUGAACAUAUUCAUGACGUGUGGAAGUCAGUACGAUCAAGUUGUUGACCGUGAUUAGAUCACACCUUAAAUUCAUUUCUAGACUCAAAACCUGGAGACACAGCUACUGGAAUGGUGUUUUGUCAGACUUCCAAAGCCUGGAAGGACACAGUAAUGGAUGUACUAUGUCUGAACAUAGAGACUUGGGCUUGAGUGAGAAGAGUUUGCACAGCCAGUGAGACACAUUGCCUUCCGGAGCUGGGAGACAAAGGAGGGAUUUCCUUUUUUUUCACCAAGUGCAAUAGAUUUCCUGAUCUGAUAUUCUGUUGCUUUACAGUCACAGUUGAUGUUUGGGAAUUGAUGUGCUCAGCCAGAUUUCCUGUUCAAAAUAUCAUGUUAAAUUAGAAUGAAUCUAUCUUUACCAAAAACCAUGUUGCUUUCAGAGAGGUGAACAUUAAAACACUGAGACGGGA